This is a messenger RNA of Fusarium redolens, 1556 nucleotides long. Its product is annotated as vacuolar import and degradation protein-domain-containing protein. Gene Ontology annotation, cellular component: GID complex; extrinsic component of membrane. Gene Ontology annotation, biological process: protein catabolic process in the vacuole; negative regulation of gluconeogenesis; proteasome-mediated ubiquitin-dependent protein catabolic process. NCBI's taxonomy places the organism in Eukaryota, Fungi, Ascomycota, Sordariomycetes, Hypocreales, Nectriaceae. The record is from RefSeq and is a predicted model, not a curated record. Bases 1 to 1251 code for a protein of 416 amino acids. The transcript is spliced from 4 exons.
AUGCCAACGCCAUCAUCAAAUCCGCCGGUCGAGGCCGCUUCGCCGCGGUCUUACAGUUUCUCGACAUGUCCUGACGAUGUCCAAUAUCAGCCACGUCCUAACUGGCAGUCACGCGACGGCGAUCAAGUCCACGAUGCUGAUAUACCCGACUCCAAUCUUUCUGUCGAUGUCGGCUCGCCUCUUGCCGUCGACGCGCCGGCUGCGCCCGAAGGCCCAAGUGACGAUGCCAUCAUGUACGAUGGGCGUCCAUCUGAUGAACCGUCCUCAAGGUCUUCCACCAUGUCUCCUCGUCCUCAAACUGCUACUACGACGGCCACGACUCCAAUGCCUAGCGGCCCAGGGUCUGAAAUAAAGGGAAGAGAGGCCGAGAUCGGCAGUCAGUUGAGUCGAGAGCCUUCAAACAGCACGCAACGAGCGUCUGAAACUGAAUCAAUCCCUCGCGAGUCGUCCAGGCGGAGAGGGUCACCAAACGGAGAGCCAGAAUGGAUUGAUUUCGAUGCGCAAGAAGAUGAGCUCUGGUCUCCGUCCAUGGGCUCUGACUUUUCAUGUAUGAGGACCAUCCCUUCGGCUCCUUCUUCUUAUCUACGUCCGGGUAGCAAAUUUCAUGGCACGCAGCAGUCAGAGCGGCAGGUCUACGAUGUGCAAGUCGAAAUUAAGCAUGUUGACAUGCGCGAGUCUUUUCUAUGUGGCUAUCUGCGCAUUCAAGGUCUAACUGAGGACCAUCCCACUCUCACGACAUAUUUUGAAGGAGAAAUCAUCGGUUCCAAGUACAGCUUCUACACACAACACGAGAAUUGGGGCGCAAAUAGCAAGGUUGACUUGAGUCAUUGGGCCAAGUUCACAGCUUUUCGCCCUUUCCAAAAACAAGCUCGCAAGGGGCCUGUCACUAUUCGAGAUGCUGCACAACGAGAAACCAUCUUCAUGCGCUGGAAGGAACACUUUUUGGUUCCAGACCAUCGAGUUCGCACGAUAACAGGGGCCAGCUUCGAGGGGUUCUACUACAUUUGUUUCAACCAGGUCAAGGGUGAAGUUCCAGCAACUGGAGCUGAAGCAUGUCCCCGACCGGGGAUGCUUUGCCGCUACCGAAUUUCGUUAAACUUAAGGCUGCCUCAGUACAAAGCAUACUACAAGCUUGAAGCGCGGCGCCGCUACAAGUAUAUCGCCAGCCAUCACCUUGGUCUGUUGCAGGACCGGUUUAGGAUAUCCAGCACUGUUAUAACAAUACAUAGAUGGGAAUACGGGAAGUGUUAGGGCCCGUUAUCAUGACAUCUUGACGCGCCUACGUGUGUUGCUUUGUGGGUAAUCAGGAUUUGGGUUUUCUGGGCAGUUUAUCACAUAUGAAUGCGGAGCAUAGGAAAUCUUUGAUGGGAGCAAAGCGAAGUCGUUCCUGUAAGCGAGGUUCUAUUCUUCGGCCUCGAACUUUUUGAAAUAUCCACGUCGGAACGGGUUGAGUUCGUCUGCCGAUGUCCCAUUUAAUGUGAGCUUCUGUCGGUUUGUGUAAGCUUCGAGAGCCUCUUGUGAGACCUGCGAGUCGGGGAGCCGACGGUAGGUGAUGA